AUGGCCAUCGCAAGGCCGGUUCGCGCCCUAGGGCUAGCCGCCAUCGUGGUGUUCUGUUUCUGUGUAUAUACCGUUUUCCGACCUGGCAUAGACCUGAAGUCCUCGGCCGACUUCAAGGGCACUAUCGAAAGGGAUCCCAACCUAGACCUCACAGGAGAACCUGAUGGCGUCCUUGUACGUGCGACAGAAGGCUACGAACCCGGCAAUGCCGGCACCGCUCGAAUCCCCGCCACCCUCCUAGCACUCGUGCGAAACGAAGAAAUCGACGGAAUGCUGCAAUCGAUGCAUGACCUGGAGCGGACGUGGAACAACAAGUUCAACUACCCCUGGACCUUCUUCAAUGACGUGCCCUUCACCGAGGAAUUCAAGCGCAAGACGAAAGCUGCAACAAAUGCGGAAUGCAGAUACGAGGUUAUUCCAAACGAGCAUUGGGAUACCCCCUCAUGGAUCAACAAUGACCUCUACGAAGAAUCAGUCAAGAUAUUGGAGGAGAACGGUAUCCAAUAUGCGGAUAAAAUAUCAUACCACAAGAUGUGUCGCUGGAACAGUGGGCUUUUCUACAAACACCCGGCCCUGAAAGACAUACAGUUCUACUGGCGCGUUGAACCGAAGGUGCACUUCUUUUGCGACGUCGAUUACGAUGUGUUCCGGUACAUGCAAGACAACAACAAGACUUACGGCUUUACCAUCACCCUCUACGACGCUCCGAAAUCGAUACCUACGCUAUGGCCCGAGACGACCAAGUUCGUGUCCCAGCACCCCGAAUACCUACACGAGAACCGGGCAGAGGGCUGGGUGACGGACAGAACCCGCCGACCCAUCCACAAUGAGCAAGCGAACGGCUAUUCGACCUGCCACUUCUGGACCAACUUCGAGAUUGCAGACAUGAAUUUCUGGCGAAGCCAAGCAUACGAGGAUUACUUCAACCAUCUGGACCGUGCCGGGGGCUUCUUCUACGAAAGAUGGGGUGAUGCGCCGGUGCACAGCAUUGCCCUCGGCCUGUUUGAGGACAAGAGCAAGAUCCACUGGUUCCGCGACAUCGGAUACCAGCACAUCCCGUUCUUCAACUGCCCCAACUCGCCCAAAUGCAGAGGCUGCGUGACGGGACGUUUGACCGAUGGCGAAGCUUGGUUGAAUAAGGAGGACUGCCGGCCGAACUGGUUCAAAUAUGCGCAUAUGGGUUGA
Anthostomella pinea is the source of this 1185-nucleotide messenger RNA. NCBI's taxonomy places the organism in Eukaryota, Fungi, Ascomycota, Sordariomycetes, Xylariales, Xylariaceae. The record is from the annotation of a GenBank genome assembly.